GGUCCCGACCCUGGCCGUCUCGACCCUGUGGGCACCACGGGGACCCGGGCAGGGCGGGGCGGGGCGGGGCGGACUCCGUCUGCGCCGAAUCUAUCCGCUGCAUGACCCAAUAGGGGUCUUCCCGGAUGACGAUAUCUGCCAGCUACCCUCCAAUGGGAAACGAGAGUCACUUUCUGCCCGCUGAACUUGCUAAUCUGGCUCCGUGCCGUCACCAUGGUGCGUUCCUGUCCCCCCACUCUUUGCUUCCCUAUCGCUUGCAAGACAGAAGACGCCCCACUAGAACAGGAUGAGAACACUGAAAGGGGGAACUGGGGCGGCAAGUGGGACUACAUGCUGUCUCUGGCCGGCUACGCCAUCGGCAUCGGCAACGUUUGGCGGUUUCCCUACCUCUGCUACCGCAACGGAGGUGGGGCGUUCCUGAUACCGUACUUCACCAUGCUGUUCCUGUGCGGCAUACCGCUGUUCCUCAUGGAAACCUGCAUCGGACAGUUCUCCAGCUCCGGUUGCCUCACUGUCUUUAAGAUCAGCCGGAUAUUCAAAGGUGCCGGGUUCGCCUCCUGUCUGGUCACCUUCGUCGUCUCUGGCUACUACAACGUCAUCAUCACCUACCCUGUCUACUACAUGUUUCUCUCGUUCACCCCCAACCUGCCGUGGAUGGACUGCAACAACACGUGGAACACGCCGCUCUGUGAGAAUCUGCGCGGAGGCGACACCAACCGGUCGGCUGUGUCCAACCUCACCAGCGACACCAUUCGACGCACGCCCACAGACGAGUUUUUCCACAACUACAUGCUGCAGAUCACGGACUCGGUGGAGGACCAGGGAACGGUGGUGUGGCAGUUGGCGCUCUGCUCCUGCCUUUGCUGGCUCGUCGUCUACUUUUGUAUAUUCAGAGGAGUCAAGCUCGUCGGAAAGGUUGUGUACUUCACCGCCACAUUCCCGUUCAUCAUGCUGUUCGUACUGUUUGUUCGCGGCGUCACCCUUCCUGGAGCAGCCGAUGGUAUCAAGUUCUAUCUGACCCCAGACUUCAAUCGCCUCACCGAGUUCAAAGUGUGGGCUGAUGCCGCUGUCCAGAUUUUCUACUCACUGGGACCUGGCUGGGGAGGACUGAUCAUGAUGUCGUCCUUCAACCGCUUCAGGAACAAUGUCAAAUUUGACGCCAUCGUCGUGCCGACGCUGAACUGCUUCACCAGCUUCUUCGCCGGGUUCGUGGUGUUCUCAGUGCUGGGCUUCAUGUCGCACCAGACGGGCGUCCCGAUCGAAAAGGUGGCCACCGGAGGCCCCAGCCUGGCGUUCGUCACCUACCCUGAGGCACUGGCGAUGCUGCCAGCCGCCCCCUUCUGGGCCGUCCUCUUCUUCUUCAUGCUCUUCCUGCUGGGCAUCGACAGCGAGUUCGUGCAAAUCGAGACGGUCGUGUCGUCGCUGCUGGACGAGUUUCCGCAGCACCGGCACCGCAAGCCUCUCAUCACUCUCGUCCUCUGCAUGCUGAUGAGCCUCAUCUCUCUAGCCUGCGUCACGCAGGGCGGCAUGUACGUGCUGCAGAUACUCGACUGGUACUGCGCCUCCAUGUCCGUCAUCCUCGUCUGCAUCUGCGAGUGUAUCGCCUUCGCCUGGAUCUACGGCCCUGGGAAGUUUGUCCGUGACGUGGAGUUCAUGGCGCAGAGACCUAUCGGAACCUGGUGGAGACUUUGCUGGAACUUUAUUACGCCCAUCGUCCUGAUCCUGAUCUUCAUCACAACGCUGGUGUUCAACACGCCGGUGAACUACCGCGACGUGGAGUUCCCGGCCUGGGCGCAGGGCGUGGGCUGGCUGUCGGCGCUAGCAUCGCUGCUCAUGAUGCCCGGGUACGCCGUCUACCUGCUGGCCGUGACGCCGGGCACGCUGGCCGAGCGGCUGAAGAUCUGCAGCCAGCCCACCGACGACUGGGGACCGGCGCUCGACGCUCACCGCACGGAGUGGGAGGAGUACAAGGCCAAGCACCCGCCGCACCUGCUACCGCCCGGGCCGCUCUGCGACAACCGGCUGGUGAACCGGCUGCGGCGGCGCACCAACCGCGCGGAGUACAACAUGGCCGCCCAGCAGCCACCAGCCUCCAACAACAUCUAGCGGGAGGGCCGCCGCCGUCGGUACGGCCAGGCCGAGCGCCGUUCAUCGUCGACGGCCCACGGAGGUGCGUCGCGAUGGACGUCGUAGCGAGCGAGGAGUCGUAAAGCGGACGUCGUAGCGAUGGACGUCGUAGCGAGGGGCCUUCAGAACGCCGAUUGUCGCGAUCCCGGUCUGCGGCCGUCCCAGGGUCUGCUGGGGCGACGUGCCACUUCAUCACAGGCGACCAAAGCGUCUUUUCAAAAAAACCGUCGCAGUGUAGCAUGUCCUGAACCCCUGUGUCAUUGAUCACCUGGAGACGUAGAAAGAGUUAUGUCGAAAUCACCCCUCACGAACAGGCCCUUUGCGGCGCUCUCCGGGAGUCGUUACAAGCUUGCCGUCCGACGAGAGCGAAUGAGCUGUGCCGAAACAUAUACAGAUAGCUCGUUAUUUAUAUCAUGAGAUGUACGUGAGCAAUAUCCUUACCACGAGCAUUUGCAAACGUUUUCUAUUUGCUAGUUAGAGCCCACUACGCACAGCAAAUUCAGUGUUAUUCGAUGUGUGUGCGGUUAUGGUGUUUGCAGUCAUUAUUAUUAGACCUGCUCAAAACGACAGCCUAUGUAUUAACAAAACAAAAAUAACAAGUCACGGAAUGUUUAAUAAUAAUGCACUCGAGCAUGUAUUCGGACCAAUGCAGAGCAUGAUCUAUCUAGCUGAACGCGCGUUCGAGUGUGACCUGUUCUAUAGGUAUGAAAUGAGUGCAUGCCAAAGUACUGUGUGUGUUUUUGACCGGCAUCAGCAAUAUAUUCUGACUGGAA
Pollicipes pollicipes is the source of this 2900-nucleotide messenger RNA. RefSeq names its product Neurotransmitter transporter-like (gene Ntl). Bases 214 to 2106 code for a protein of 630 amino acids. Gene Ontology annotation, cellular component: plasma membrane. Gene Ontology annotation, biological process: sodium ion transmembrane transport; amino acid import across plasma membrane; nitrogen compound transport. The record is from RefSeq and is a predicted model, not a curated record. The transcript has 14 exons. Gene Ontology annotation, molecular function: amino acid:sodium symporter activity. NCBI's taxonomy places the organism in Eukaryota, Metazoa, Arthropoda, Thecostraca, Pollicipedomorpha, Pollicipedidae.